UGCGCGCGGGCCCUGCGGGCGCACAACGGGGCGCUGCAGGCUCGCCUGGGCGCGCUGCACAAGGCGUUCAAGAAGGAGGCUCUGCGCGCCGGCAAGCGGGAGAAGUCGCUGGUGGCGCAGCUGGCCGCCGCGCAGCUCGAGCUGCAGAUGACUGCGCUGCGCUACCAGAAGAAGUUCACGGAGUACAGCGCGCGCCUGGACUCCCUCAGCCGCUGCGUGGCCGCGCCCCCCGCCGGCAAGACGGAGGACACCCGGAGCCUGACGCUUGUCCUGCAGCGUGACGCCGGCGCCCUGGGCUUCCACAUCAUCGGCGGCCGGCCCUGUGAGGACAACCAAGAUGGACCAUCCGGCGAAGGCAUUUUCGUUUCCCGCGUGGCGGACGGCGGGCCGGCGGCCAGGGACGGGGGCCUGCAGGUCCAUGACCGCAUCGUGGAGGGGCCCAGCAGAGUUGGGGUGCAGACGUGGAGACCCAGCGUGUGUCGGGCUCUGUCGUGGGGGCUGCGCUCACAGCAGACAGAUCGGAGCCCCCGCCUCCGCGCCCGCCUGGUCCCGGGGGCGCUCCCAGCUGAUGUCCACUCUGGCCGGGGCGCGGACCUUGUAAACCUGCAGGGGCAGCGGCCCCUUUGCCGGGACCGAGACCAGGCGGUGGCCGUGGGCAGGGGCCAGGCCAGGGCCGGGUGCUCCGUGCUGGCCGCGGCGGCCGGCAGGCCGGCCCGAGAGCCCUCGGAGCAGCCACACGAGGCCGGGCCUGUCCAGGUGGCGGCCGUCCAGCUGCCUGACGUCGCCCGGGAACAGAACAGAGUCCUGCCCUGGCCCUUCAGAGGGGAGGUGCGGCCAGAGAGCGGACACGGCGUCCCCCGCAACCCCCCAGCCCGCAGCCCCCACCUGCAUGCGGGCCGGCACCCGGGGCUGUGCCUGCACCCCCAGGCCCGGUGGGUGCCCUCGCCCGGCGCCUGGCUGGACCCCGGGGCACGCUCCAGGCAGAGGGCGCGUGUGGAUUUGGAGGGUGCCGGGGUUUUGGGCUCCAAGCUGUACCUGCAGGACCCGGACACGGAGACCCUGGGGACCUACUCGGUGUCGGUGAGCGACACGGACGGCGUGUCCUCCAGUUUCGUGCUGGACGCCGAAGGCGGAGAAGCUGAGACUGAGACGCAGGCCGAAGGCUGCUGUGACCUCGUGCCCUGGGCAGCGCGGCCCUGUGCACCCCCGCACCCCGCCCGCGUCUCUGGGCGCCCUCGGUCCCCGGGCGGAGACCAGGCCGUUUGGUCGUUUCUGGCGUCGGCCCUGCAGCGCACGCCCCCACCGCACGCCCCCACCGCACUCUGCGCGCAGCGGGCCGGGAGGAAGCAGGAGGGGCCGGGGAGUGCCCGUUUCACCAUCGCUGAGGACAAGCUGUCUGUCCCCUCCCGCCUUUCUCGGCUCCUGGACACAGCUCCUGACCAGCUCCCCGGCCGGCGCCUGCGCCAGCCCUGGGUGCCGGGGGCUGCUGGAGGCCCGGUCUCCUCCUGGGUCCAGUUGACAGCGCCUGUGCCCGAGUUCUACGACGCCAGUGGCUACCUGGGCGGCCUCCCCCAGGACCUGGAGCGGGAGGAGCUGGAGCUGGAGGUGCGGCCGCCUGGCGCGGGGGCUCCACCUGCUCCGUGCUCACUUCGGGGUGGUGCGGGGCUGCCUGGCCGGGCCCCCGGCCCGCCGUCCCCUUCCCGCCUGGACGCCUUCUGCGCUGCCCCCGGGAGGCCACGGGUGGGGCCGGGCCCCACGCCCCUCGGCACUGUCACAGUGGCGGCCCCCAUGCCGACAGUCUCUGUGGGGACCGGCCGCCCCCUCUGCUCUGUGGCCCCAGUUGUCCGUCUCCCCGGGACCAGGGCGCAGGCUGGCCCCGUCCGCGGCUCCUGCUGCCCUGUGCUGCCCCCUGCCGGCUGCCCCCUGCCUCUGCCUGGUCGGCCAGGGCUGCGCCCUGCCGGGAUGCCCAGACUCCUGGCCCCGCUGGGUGGGGGCGCCCUGUGCGGGGUGUCCACGGGCUCGGGCCAGCGGCCCUGCUCGGGUCCACGGGGGCUGCAGGUCCUCUGUGGCUCCCGCCGCGACAAGCUGGGGCUCACCGUGUGCUACCGCACGGACGAGGAGGAGGACCUGGGCAUCUACGUGAGCGAGAUUGACCCCAACAGCAUCGCGGCUCAGGACGGGCGCAUCCGGGAGGGGGACCGCAUCAUCCAGAUCAACGGGAUGGAGGUGCAGGACCGCGAGGAGGCCGUGGCCCUGCUGUCCAGUGAGGCGCACAGGAGCGUCUCCCUGCUGGUCGCCAGGCCGGAGCUCCAGGUGAAGCGCCCGGGCGGGGCCACGCGGGGACGGGCCGUCGGCGACCCUCAGGGCCUGGUCCUGCAGCAAAGCCGGCUGGACGGCCCGCGCGAGCCGGGCGCCGAGGACCGCCGCGAGCCGAGCAUCCUGGAGCUGAGCCACAAGAAGAUGCUGAAGCGGAGGAACAAGAGGAUCUUCGACAGCUGGAUGACGAUCCAGGAGCUCCUGACGCACGGCGCCAAGUCGCCGGACGGCACUCGGGUGUACAACUCCUUCCUGUCGGUGACCACCGUAUGA
Molecule: messenger RNA, 2589 nt
Organism: Condylura cristata (star-nosed mole)
Lineage: Eukaryota; Metazoa; Chordata; Mammalia; Eulipotyphla; Talpidae
Exons: 15
Molecular function (GO): protein binding
Source: RefSeq, a predicted model, not a curated record